Molecule: messenger RNA, 705 nt
Organism: Leishmania mexicana MHOM/GT/2001/U1103
Lineage: Eukaryota; Euglenozoa; Kinetoplastea; Trypanosomatida; Trypanosomatidae
Product: putative ubiquitin carrier protein 4
Exons: 1
Coding region: 1-705 (234 amino acids)
Biological process (GO): ubiquitin-dependent protein catabolic process; protein polyubiquitination
Cellular component (GO): nucleus
Molecular function (GO): ubiquitin conjugating enzyme activity
Source: RefSeq, a predicted model, not a curated record
AUGAGCGGCGCAGGCAACCUCCGCAGCAACCGCCGUCGGGAGAUGGACUACAUGCGGUUGUGCAACUCAGCGCGCAAGGUGUACCCGUCCGACACAGUGGCCGAGUUCUGGGUCGAGUUCAAAGGGCCGGAGGGCACGCCGUAUGAGGAUGGCACCUGGAUGCUGCACGUCCAGCUGCCAUCCGAUUACCCGUUCAAGUCACCGUCUAUCGGCUUCUGUAACCGCAUCCUGCACCCGAACGUCGACGAGCGUAGCGGCAGCGUCUGCCUCGACGUCAUCAACCAGACGUGGACCCCCAUGUACCAACUGGAGAACAUAUUCGACGUCUUCCUGCCGCAGCUGCUGCGCUACCCUAACCCAUCAGACCCCCUGAAUGCGCAGGCCGCGCACCUCCUCCACGCCGACCGCGUCGGCUUUGAUGCACUGCUCCGCGAGCAUGUGAGCACCCACGCCACACCAGAGAAGGCGCUCGAGUCGAUUCCGGAAGCGUACAGGCCACAGGUCAACACCAAUGAGGAAGAACCGGAAGAGGCCAACGCCAAGGACACGGCCUCUGACGGCCCUGUGAAUGCAGGACACUCGAAGGGUUUGACGGACUCCUCAGUGACACCCACAGAGGACCACCGAGUCAUGCACGACGACAUGGCAAUCGAUGGCGACGAGGACGUAGCAGCCGAGUACGAGCCGGAGGAGAUUGAUCUUUGA